Messenger RNA from Argiope bruennichi, 12132 nucleotides. Its product is annotated as G-protein coupled receptor-associated protein LMBRD2-like. Gene Ontology annotation, cellular component: membrane. The record is from RefSeq and is a predicted model, not a curated record. The coding region runs from base 77 to 2227 and encodes 716 amino acids. The transcript has 16 exons. NCBI's taxonomy places the organism in Eukaryota, Metazoa, Arthropoda, Arachnida, Araneae, Araneidae.
CUUUGCCGUGCCGUCGUAUGUUUCUGUUUUCAUCAACCCAUUCUCUUUAGAUCUCUGACAAAAAGAGCAACAAAACAUGAUCAUUGGUCCCUUUGUGCUUGAAAUUGUGCUAAUAUUUUUUAUUGUUGUUUAUUUGUUACAAAAAUAUGGCAACUGUAGAAAGCAUCACAUUUUAGUUACUGCCAAUGUUUUUAUUGCAUGGUACUUUGCCUUCAUCAUAAUAUGCAUCUUACCUUUGGAUGUAUCAUCGACGGCUUACCGGCAAUGCCUCAGAGAUAACUUUGAUGCUACAACACCUUACUUUAUUGUUACUACAGAAACACCUACAAAUAGUAGUGUAAUCAGCAAUGCAUCUUCAAUUGAACAGAAUAAAAGUGUUCAAAAUAUUGCUGAUUUUCAAGGAGUGUCCUUUGAAAAUGCUUGCCAAGUGCCAUGGAGUUAUGUUUCUGAUGAAGUUUUGCAGAGUUUAUGGAGGGUUGUUUACUGGACAGCUCAAACACUUACAUGGAUAAUACUUCCUAUGAUGCAAUCAUAUUCAACUGCUGGAGACUUUACCAUAUCUGGAAAACUUAAAACGGCUCUUGUAGAGAAUGCCAUUUAUUAUGGAAGUUAUCUUCUCAUUUUUGGUACUCUAUUAAUAUAUGUUGUUUUACAACCAAACAGUAAUUUGGAUGGAUCUCAUUUGAAAGUGAUAUGUAUAACAGCUAGUAACACUUGGGGCUUAUUCCUUUUAGUACUUCUAGAAGGAUAUGGAUUAGUUGAGAUACCACGUAAACUUUGGAAUACUACUAAGAAAGGUUAUAUGUUGAAUUUUCUUUACUUUAAAGCUUCAAAAGUCAGCGCCGAACGUUGUGAAGCAGAAGAAAGAAUUGAUGAUUUAAUGGAGGAGAUAACUCAUAUAUCUAAUACCACACCUGCUAGUCAUCCUACUAGACCAUAUGUUGAUUUGAUCUUGGAAAAGUUGCCUGAUGAGAGGAAAUCUAUGACACAACUCAGAAGAUCUCGAGAUGAUAGCAGAUUUUCCAUUGAUGGCAUAAGUGUGAAAGGGCUUGCAAAACUUCAUAAGCAGAUUAUUAGAGCUAUUCAUAUGUAUCGCCGCACUCAGUGCCAAUGGAAUAUGCUGUUAGAACAAGUUUUUCAUUGGGAAGAUGUUGUUGCUAAUGAAAAUAAUAGAGAAAGGCUUUUUAAGACAUCUGUUAAAACAACUAAAAGCUCCUUCUUGAAGUUUAUUCAAACUCCAAAAAUAGAAUGGUACUGGAACUGUAUGCUUCGUAACGGGGUGUACCGAACAUUGUGUGUUGUUCUCUCUGUAUUUAGUGCAAUCGUUGUUUGGUCUGAAUUAACAUUUUUUACGCAAAGUCCAACUUUAUCAAUAUUUGCUUUGUUUAUUAAAUCGGCCAGGGCUAGCUAUAACUAUAUGGCUAUUGAAGUCAUAUCUACUGCUACCAUUGCCUAUUUAUGUGUGUGUGCUUAUUACACUGUUUUUCGAAUUAGAAUAUUAAAUUAUUAUUAUUUGGCUCCUCAUCACCAAACUAAUGAAUAUAGUCUUAUAUUUUGUGGAAUGUUGCUUUGUCGAUUGACUCCACCUCUUUGCCUGAAUUUCUUAGGCCUGAUUCAUCUUGAUAGUCAUGUUACAAAGAAUUCUAAUAUUGAAGAAACAUCUUAUACUAAGAUAAUGGGUCAUAUGGAUGUAAUUCCAAUCAUAUCAGAUGGCUUCAACAUCUAUUUUCCAAUUUUAAUCUUUUUUGUUUGCCUGGCUACUUAUUUCAAUAUAUGCAGUAGAAUAUUGCAUUUCAUUGGUUUUGAACAGUUUAUUGGAGAUGAUGAAAUGACUUCAGAUUUAAUUGAAGAAGGCAGAGAACUGGUUAAAAGAGAAAAGAAUAGAAGGCAAAGAGUAGAGAAUAGGGAACUACGUCGACGACAGUCUGGCAGACCUACUUCAAGUGCAUUGUCAAGAACAAACAGGCGAUCUGGUACCAGGGAUAUAAGUAUGACAAGUUCAUCUCCAGAAGAAAACUCCCGCCUUGAACUUCUUAAAGAUGUCGAGCCUAUAGAUUAUACGGAAGAAAGAAGCCAUUCACCAGAAGAAUUUGGAAGACCUCUUCAUUAUGAGGAAUAUAUGGGCGAAGAUGGUAAUACUUAUCUGCGGUCAUCAUGGUCUCGUAUUGGAAGACCACCUGCUGUUUCUCAAAAUUUUCCUUGUACAUACUUGUUUCCUUGUACAUGACAUCUGAAUUUUGAUUGUGUUGCAUUCAUGUAGUAAGUAUCGAUAUUCUUUUUUCACAUAAAUAUUUAUUCUUCCAAAAAAUAUUCAACUUGAUUAGUUGUAUACUUUAUGCACGAUGAAAAAUAACUUAUUAAAUGAAAUCCUAAGUAGCUUACCAAAUGUGGCUCUUGCGCCUAAAAAACCUCACAAAUCAAAUCAAAUCAACCUAAGUAGCUUACAACUGAUUUUUAUUAGGGUCAAAUUACUGGCUUAGGAUGAAAAAAAUUGUCGCAAAGCAAUUAGUAUUUUUUAUAAUUUUUUGAUUGCUAAUUACUGUGAAAAGUAAUUGAAAAAUUCUCCAUGUUCAAUUUAAUCAUAAACUGUAGAUAUAAUAUGUACACAUUUUGCAUAUUUAGGAUUGUGCAUAUUAUUUUUUUUUGCAGUUUUUAGCUAAUAUUAAUUAUAUGAGUUUAUUAUUAUAUACAUCUAUAGAUUUUAAAUAAUAAUUUUCUUUAUAUAAAUUCUAUUGUUGUCGGAAAGCGAAAAAAAAAAAUCACUUCUGGCAGAAAAUAUGCUCUUUGAAGUAUAAUUAGUUACCCAUGUAUUGAAUGCAUAUAAUGAUUGAGACCCCAAAUUUUGGAUCUCCAUUAGACAGAAGGCCUUUCCCAAAAAAUACAGAAUAUUAUUUAUCCUGUAUUCUUUUAUAUUUGUUCCAGAAUGUUAAAUUUGACAGUUGAGAGCAUAAUAGUACAAUUCCUGAUAUAUUUUUUAAAUAAUAUUGGUUAGUAAUAAUAUAAUCUGAAUGAUGACCAAGGAAAAGUUGUUUUUGAAUUAAAUUUUCGUUUGGUAUUGAUUACAUCUCAUUUUUAAGCAACUUGAAAGUUAGUUUGAAAUGGAAAUCGCAAUUUUGAACCGUGGUUAGAAGAUACUUAAGCCGACAAUCUUCUCUUCAAACUUUUUUUUCCCGCCUCAUCAUUUGGAUGAUGUGAGACACGCGACGUAGGAAAUAACUUACACCAAGCUCAUAUACAAGACCCUUUUUUUGGUAGAAUCUGGUUUCGAACUGGAGCUUGGUUGUUCCACUGCCGAUACCUGCCUCCAUGUGUCGAAUAUAAAUAUAAGGCAGUAUCAAAAUAUGGCAGCUAUUACUUCAGUUAAUUCAGCACAUCAGUUGCGGAUUUUCGAUUAGGUAUAGAAGACUGUUGCAUAGGGCUACAAGCAGGACUAUUAAAAAAUCUACUAUCCCAGUUGCCAAAUAAAUAAAUUUGUUAAACAAUACAAAUUAUGUGAAUUUUAAAAUUUUAAAUUAAUACUAAUCUUUGUUAAGUACAAUUGACCAAGUUUCUUAUAAUCUUACAGUGUGUUCAGUUUGUUAUGACAGUAUUUAUAAUCGCAAGUAUUUGCUUAAAUAACUUUUUUAACAACGUGAUGGCCUUAGUCAUGAGUCAUGAUAAAUGAAUAAAAAAGCAUUUUCUCAUAGUUACUAAAAUAAGAUAUUAAUCGAAAAAAAAAUCAUUAACAUAUUGUUUAAGUUAAACAGAGUGAACAUGAAGUAUGAUUUCAUACGCUCAGAAGUUUGUACUCAAUUUCAUAUGAACCUGCAGACAUUAGAGCUCAAAUUGUUAGUUUUUGCUUGAAAAGUAAUUAUUUACCACUCAAUUGAUUUUCUUCUAGAGUAUACAAUAUUAGCAAUGAAGUUUAUUACGUGUUACAUUUAGCAUUUUGAGGUUCAUGAGCGUAUUCAUGAGAAUGUCUUUUGAUUAAUUUAAUAUUUCUGAAAAAAAAAAUGGAAUCAAAAUAAAAAUGGCAGGACGGGGCAUGUUGAUCUUGUUUUUCAAUGAUGUUGACGACUAAUAUUUUUAUCAGAGUCUUCGUUAAAAACAGAAAGAGUACGACAAAUCGAGCUUUGACUCCCGGGACGUCAAUUUUGAAGCAAUAAAAGAGAUAUUUCAUACAGAAUUGUCGUAUUCAAAGGUUGUUAAAAGUUUGGGUUACCUUUGCUUUUCCUAAAACGCUACUGCCAAAAAGCUUCAAUAGCCGGGUGAGCCUAUCAGCUACCAGCCAACACGAAAAUCUUUUUAGUAUGGUAUGGAAAAACUUUUCAGGAGGAAGCAUAUCUCGCAGAAUAUGUUAAAAGAUCGUCAGAUGUUUAUUUUGGUCUCAGUCCGAAAGAAGUGCGCAAAUUUACUUAUCAGUUACCUCUUUCGUUAAAGCGGAAAGUGUCUAAUUCAUGGAAGGGAAAUCAAUAAGUAGGCGAGGACUGGUUCAGCAUAUUUUUAAAAAGGAACUCUUCCUUGUCCGUUAGAAGGUCUGAAGCAACGAAUCUCAGUCGGGCUGCCUCAUUUAAUAAAACAAACAUUGCUGCAUUUUUUUAACGCAAUGUUACAACAAAUACAGUUUCGUACUUGCGGACAUACGGAAUAGGGAUCAGACAUAUUUCAUAUUCUAUAGUCACUGCUCUCCCACUGGCUACCAAUGAGAUCAAUUUACCAGCCGACUUUGCAGCUGCUGGAAUAAGUCCACUAAACCCAUACAUAUUUCUCAAUUCGAAAUUUCUUCCAAGUUACGUAACGGACCAUCUUUAAGCCACAUCUAAUGUAUCUCAGUGACUCUUUGUUUUUGAAUUGCAUUUAAUCGUAUCUGAUGCCUACUGACCCCGACGAUUAUUAAUUUUUAUGGAUUGUGAUAACCAUUCUCUUAGCAUAGUCGGUGUUCAUUCUGCCAAACAAAAUUUAAUAAUGGCUACGUACUUUAGUACCAUGGAAAUUCCGUACUGGAAAGUUUACUCUUGUUCCAUUUUUUUUUUUCCCUUUCUCUUAUUCACUUUGUGCGAUUUGGUGGUAAAUCAGGAAGUAAAACGAGGUGAAAUUCCAGAUCAGAAGUACUGAAGCCGAUAAACAAAUAUUUAGAUGAAUUGUUGGAAUUUUUCCAUAAUAUGGCAGAGGAUGCAGACGAAACUCGUGAAAAUAGAGUGGAUCUAGAGUGCUUAAGCUAUUAGGAUGCAAAUAGCUUAAGCAAAAGAAUGCUAUGAUUUUUUUUUAAAUUUUUUUUAUUUGGAAAUUUGAAGCAGCUUAAUCACUCUCAUCGAUGGAAAUAAUUAUAGGAGACUCUACUAUAAAUUUCCGUAACAUAGCUCUGGAUUUAAAAGUUAUAAGAGAUUAUUUUAAUAUGAAGGGCAGUGCGUUUAGUUAGGGAAACAUUAAAAAUAAAUCUUAUGUCAAGAAUAAGAUGGCAAGUUUGAAAAAAGACAAAGGGGGAAAAAAGAAAUUAAUAGGCGAGAUAUCUGAACAUACGGGGUUAGCUGCAAAAAAUGAAAUGGAAAAAGUGUUGAAGAGCAUUCUCGAUCGCAUUCAUAUGGAGAUCAGUGAAAUAUUUUUUUUCAGUUGAAUGAAAUAAAUCACAAGUUAGGUAGAUUCCUAUAGGAAGAUGAGCUAUUGCAAUGUUUUUCACAACAAGACUUCGGGGAAGUUUGUGCAGUUCUUCACCGAUCAUGGUGGUCCCUAGAAACCCAAACCACCCUUCAUUCAAAAGUGUAUACGUUUUACGCUUUGCCCAUGUUAUCUUGUGAACAAGGUAACUAGAGUAAUUUUAUUUGGACUUUAAUCGACUUGAAAUAUGUUUAAGAAAUGUAAAAAUCUCAUAUUCGUUCGUAAAUGGAUCCUCUAGCUCAAAGUGGGUAAAAUGGAUGAAAUUUUCAUUUUGAUAUAACUUCCUUAAUAUUAAAAAUAGAAAAAUAAACCAAAUUAGCGCAUCAUUAAGACGAAUAACUUUUGUAUUUUUUUUUUAACUGCAAUAUCUUAAAAGCUAGGGGCUGAAAAGCGAUUUUGAACCCCUAGCAGGCCCUUUGGUUUGGUGUCUGCCGCAUUAAUGAGAGUAUAAUGAAUUAAAAAAUAUUUUAAUAAUAAAAGACAAACAUUAUUGCUUGAACACUCAAUUAUGGAUACUUUUGGCCGACUAAUAGCAAUUAGCAGCCAAAAAAAGAUCUGCAGAUGUCAUGUUAGUCAGAUGGCAUGUGGUUGAACGUUAGUUUGCCAAUGACAUGCUGAUAAUAAUAAAUACAAUAGCGUCAAAGGAUAUUUUUUAAAACAAGAAAAAAAAUACCUGAUGAUAAAUUUCCUUUUACUCCAAUUAGCUGUUAUAAUUGAAAUAUUUAAAUGCGUAACAAUAAGAUCUUAGUUCCAAUAUUAAUUUAGAAAAGCAGACAAUUUUUUUUUCUUCCAUUAUAAAUGAAAAAUCAAGCAAUAAAUUCAGUCUUUCUAACAUAAAAUGUUACUGUUUGCAUUUAAUUGAAAGAGCAAUAUUUGAAAACGGUGGCUAAUAUCUUCAAAUGUGUUUAAAAUGCAGAGAUAAAUUUUGGGUUCUUGCUGACUAACACAAAUUUUGGGCAUUGGCUAAAAUCUACAAGGCAUAAUAUAAUAAUAAUAUUUUAAAAUUAUUUGUACUUUGAUAUUAUUUAUUUUUCAUAAAUGCUAAAUUAUUCGAUAGCAAUAUAAAAAUUACCUAUGAUUGUUUCAAUAUGUAAUAUUUCAUUUUUAUUUCACCGUAAACGAAGUGUAGAAAAAGUAUUUUAAUCGUUAAAAAAAUUCAAACUCGAGAUUUUGAUGAAAUUCUUUGUUUCAGACCUGCCCGAGUCCGAAAAACAUAUUUUUGGCUUUGGAGUGUCUGUCAAUCAGUUUGUCUGUAACAAAGCUAAUUCAAAAACGCUUUGAAGUAGACAAAUGAAAUUUCGUAUACGGUCUUUUCACGAAAUUUGCAGACUUCUUUCAAAUGUUGAGCAAAAUCUGUUCAGAGGAAGUCCGGCUGUUUGAAUACAAAUAGACUCAGUUAUUACAAAGCGCAAAGAACCAUGUAAAUAAAAUUUGGUACGCAUGUUUAGCAUCUAAAACUGAUUCGUAUCAAAUUAUGAACCAAAUCUGACCAGCGGUUGACCAUCUCUCGGUCUGACCUUUCUCAUGCAUGUAAAUGCAAUAAUUCAUAGACGCAGUGACAUAAAUCAAUGAAAUUCGUUAUAUUGUCUGAUUAUGAUUGUCAAAUUUUGGUGUGAAACGGUCUGCAAAAAGGUAUUCAAAGCACGUUUUCUCAAAAUAGAUUCAGUAAAAAUGGUAAAUUCAUGCCAAAUAUCUAUGAUUUGGGACUACCUUGCAUACCGUUAGUGAACGCCGUUCAAAGUAUUCGUGACCUUAUCCAAGAUCCCUAAUUUUAUGUAGGGAGAAGUGGGGGUGAAUUAAUUGGAGGAUAUGCGAGAAUGUUUCGGAAAAACCAUUCCCGUUGAUUUUUGUGUGAGGAUUGAAAGGAAUUAGAAAAUAGUAACUUAUGUGAGAUGGAAUCUACCUUUCCUUUCCAGGCCAGACUGUUUGACCUACAGCUACCAAAUUUGGUACAUGUAUACCUUGGAGGUCGGGAAUGUGCAUCUGGGGUCCUUUUUUUUUUUGAAUUUUUGAAUUAGAAUUUUAAUUAUUAAUUAAAAACUAACUUUCCGCCAAAAAAAUCUUUUCAUUUUCCCCACCGCUAAAUGAGUAAUUUUCCCCACACUAAUGAGGCUAGGCUUAACAUUUUUCCGCCGAUUAUUUCAAACGAUUCUGUUUAUUUUCUUAAUGUUUGAUGCAUUUAAAAUAAAACAGAAUAAAGGAAAUUAAAAAUUUCUAAUCCGCAUAGCGUUACCCCAACUGGCGUAGAAAAAUACACACAUUUGCAUUACCGUAACUGGCGUUGAAAAUUCACACAUGCGCAUUGUGUUCUGAUUGUUGACAACUAUUAUCAACGGAUGCGGACUUGAUUUAAAUUAUUUUUUGGUUAGUUGUAUGCUUUUGUAAUUAAAUUGUAUUUAUGUUUGUUAUGUAUUUUUUGUAUAUGCUUAUAGUUUUAAAUACAUCGUUUUUUAAGUAGUUUUUUUUAACUUGUUUUCAACCGAUUAUUUGAAACGAUUCGUUUUAUUUUCUUAGUGUUUGAUGAAUUUAAAAUUAAACAUUGUUAAUUAAUCUAUCUGCUCGUGAUGAAUCUGAGAAAAUUUUGUCGACAAAUUCUUGAGAUAUUACAUAAAUUAAGAAAGAUAUUCUUUAGUGCCCAUAAAGUUUAAACGCUCAGUGACUCUGUUUUCAGUAAUCAUAUUAUUAAAAAAAAAAUGCUUUGUUUCAAUAAAAAAUAUUAUUAUAUUAAUUGCAGAUUAAUCCUUUCCACUUUAAUUUAAAGCAUAAAUUCUAACAGAAAAUUAGAGAGAUGCAUAUUACGUUAUGACUGAAGGCCUUUAUAAUAUUAUGAGUGAAUUAUAUGACAAUCAAAAUUUGAAGUUUUAAAAUAUUUUGAUGAAGAAGCUAUUAAAGUAGGAAUUGCAUAAAAUAUUUAAUUAUUAAAAUUUUAACGAACAUUAAGAUUGGUGAACCGGAUGGUCGCCAAAGGCGGCUAGUUAAAUUAAAUUAAGAUAGAAUUAUUUAUUCUUAUUAUAUUUUUAUACUAAUUAUUCGUGUAAUUUUUGUAAACUGAUAAUUUUUAAUGUUAUAUUUGUUUUGUAAGCUAUGAAAUCAUUACCUAAUAAUUAUGAUUAAUUUUUAGCAGUUUUAUUAUAUUAGACAUUUUUUUACAAAAUACACAUAUUAAAUAAAAAAAAUACAAACAUUUUCACAAAGUUAAUAAAAUAAAAAAUGAAACUAAAAUAUAUUAUGUAAUGAUGCAUCCAGUCACAUUUUGCAAUCUGCAGCUUUUGCACAUCUUUAUAAAAUAUUUCUUUGAGAAGCUGCUUUUAUGUAACUCCAAUAAGUAUUAGUGCUUUUGCAUUUCGUUUCAUGGUUAUUGUUUUUGUUGUUGCAGUUCUUGUUACUUACAGAAUGCUGACAUAGUUCAGUUUCCCGACUAACUUCUUAUUUGUUUCCAGGUCUUGAAAAAUAAAUAUUUUGCAGUAUAGAGUAAAAUUACUUUAAUAGAAGUCUUAGUUUGUUAUUUAUUGACUGUGUUAUCUUUGAUUUUUCAUGCUUUUUUUUCUUCCUAUAUUUGAUCGACAGUAAAUAAAUCCAAAAAAAAAAAAAAGGAAUAAAGAUUUGUGUAUAUAUUAAUGGGAACAAUGUUUUUUCUGAAAAUAAAAAUGAAAGCCUAUUAGCGAUUGGUUUUAGAAAUAAUUGCAUCAUUCAUUGUAUCUAGUGUCAAAUAAUAAACUUUUCUUAUUUUUAAAAAAAAAGAAUAUUUUCGAAAUAAGGAGUGAGUUUUCUUUAUAAAUCAAAUAAUACAAACUCAUUUAUGAGUUUAGUAUAGAAGGACUUAUGAUGUGGUUGCGUGCGGAACUAUUAUCUCUAAAUGUAUGACAAAGAAUUAUUAAAUUCGAAAUAUUGUCAUUAUUAACCUUUAAAGCGAUUGAAAAAUCUCGAUUCAAUUAUUAUGUUAUGAAGUAUUGACAAAAAUACAUGAGUAGCCGUAUUAUUUCUUCUCUUUUGUUGGCACAGACUUAUUUUUGGACAACUUCAAAAUUUGAUCAGUUUGACAUUUUGAUAUAAGAAAUAUAUUGGAAAUGACAAGCAGCUCAAACUUUCAUAAAUUUUGAGAAACUUUGAAAAACAAAUUAAUAUGUGUGUAUCAUUUUUUAAUAUCAUUUUAUAAAUUUAUACCAUAUUUCAUUAACAAAACAGGCGCAUUUGAAUAUUUAAUUGUAUUUUUACUGAAACAUUAAUUCGUAAAGGAAUUUUUUUUCGGAAAUCAACAAAUAAAUUUGAGGCACUAUAAAUAUUUGUAAAUGUUCUCUGUAAACCUUCUCCUAUUCUGUAGAAUGUGUUAAAUUUUCAUGUCUUUGAAGGCUUCAAAAUAACGUUUAUUCUACUUCUCAUUUUUAUUAUGAAAGAUAUUGAUGUUUUAGUGUUUAUUUUAAAAUAUUCGUGUAUAACUUGUAAAAAUUUACAUAAUUUAUUGCUUGUUUUGCUGUAUCUCUUAACACUCAUAUAUAUAACAGAAAUCUCAUGAAUAGUAUGUUACCGAGUCAGAAAAUCCGCAUGAAAAUGUUUGUAUUGUCUGAUGUGAAUUAAGUAUUCGAAAAUAUAUAACAUGACCCAGUGUAAUAAUGUUAGUUUAUUACCAAAUUUUCAUUUGCCAUUAGUCUAUUGUAAAGUAAUAAAAGUAUUUUGCAGAACUUACCGUAAAAACUGACCCGGAUUGUUCUUUUAAAAUUAAGAUUGCUGUGUUAAAAUUUAGGGUUAAUAGUUUCUAUGUAAAUAUGUACAUGUAUUAAGUCAUUGUGUUUUACUAUGCUUUCUGAUGUACAUAUCUGUAAGUGAAUGUUAAAUGUAAAUUUUCAUGCUGUUUUUUUUUUUUUUUAUUUUUUUAUUUAUUUAUUUGAUACUGUUUUAAACGUUUGUGGAUUUCUAUGACAUAGUUGUGAUUAGUUUAUAAUUAAACCUUUUGUUUCUAGUCAAAAUGUUUACAAUUUUAGGAAAAAUUAGGUCAUGUAUCAUUUUUUAUCAGAUUAAAGCUGAAAAACUUUUUGAAAUUUAAUUUAUGUUUAAGCAUCGAAAAUUAAUUUGUUGAAAAAAAAUCUCUGUUGCUUUUUGCAUAAAUUUGCAUUUUUCACGUUUUUCUUCUUUUUUUUUGCAUUAUUUUGUUAAGUUUAUAUUGUUUUUUUAUUAUUAUAAUUCAUAUUCAAUUUCAACUGUAAAUAUGCAUACUUGUUCAAUAUUAGAAUUCUGUAAUAGAAAUAUCCAAGUUAAAAGAUCCAAGAAAAAAUAAAUAUCCAAGUUAUGAGUAUCUUUAGUAGUUUUGUUUAAAGAUUAAAAAUGGCAUAUAUUACAAAAAUCAAGAUGUAUUUUUUUAAAACAUUAUUAUUUUUCGUCUUAUAUAUUCUUACUAUCCCAUUUUCUUAAUAUUCUUUCUUGUCUUUUAAUGAUGUCUUCAACAUGGAUUAAAAACAAACAUAUUAAAUUGUUUGUGUGCAGAUGGCCAGAUCAGUCUUCUGCUUAAAAGCAUCGAUUUGAAAAUUCGUAGAGUAGAACUGAUGGUGUACUCAGAUUUAAUUAAUUCAUGCUUGCUGUUAUUGUUGUGGCCAAUUCGUAUAAUAGCAUACAGACGUUCUUGUUGUCAUAACCUUAGCAAUUAAAAAAUUUAUUUUAUAUUUGUAGUCUUUAUCAAGUAUUUAGAAAAGAUUUACUCUUGUAUGAGAUUAAUGUCAUGUUACAUGAAUAAUGGACUAUUUUUGCUUAUUGUUGUUUUCCAAAAAACAUUGAAAUAUAUUUACUGAGGAGAACAUAAAAAGGUGAGAAACUAAGGUUUAAAGACUACCAUUCAUAACCUUGUUAAUUUGCCUUAUUUACGCUAUUUAUAAUUAUUGCUUAUGAAAAUUAAAUAACGUGAUACAAAGCUUAAAUGUUUCCUAUACUGAACUGGCAAAGCCUGUUUAACAGCAAUACAAUAAUUAAUUUUAAAGCAAUUUUUCAUUUAAUAGUACAACAUGAUCCUGCUAUUUGACAUAUUUCGAUAGCAGUUUUCCAAAAACUGUUCCUACCUAAAUAGAUAUGAUGUGAUUCUGUGCGCUUUGCCACUCUUACAAGAAGGAUUUAUUUAAAUUUUCAACCAGAAGGAUUUUUUUAAGUUUUUAAGAUGUUUGAAAUGGUUUAUUUCUUUCUAAACAUAUGAAAUUUUGUGCAUGGACAUUUCUUUUAACGAAGUGAAUGCAUCCUUAUGCAUUAAAAUAAAUGAUGAGACAAUUAAUGAUUUUUAUUGGAGAUUUAUGUUACUGGUCCUCUUGUAAAAUACUUUUAAUAAAAGUUUAAAAUAAAUUUAUAUUUGUAAUUAUUGAUGUUAAUUUCUUUUCAGAUUUUUGAAUAUUUUUGAACAUGAAUUUUGCAGUAUACUGGCUAUUAAUUACUUUUUGUAUUGCAUUUAUAUUCUACUUAAAGAAGUGCAUUGUUUUUGUAAACGUAUUUAUUAACUUUGAGCUAUUUUAAACAAGUUUUUCA